AUGGCGAUGGAGGCCAAUCCGCUUCCGGGUGGCGCGGGUAGGCCGGGCUUGAGGAAGAUGGCGGUAGCAGCGGCGGCAGCAGCAGGAGCAGGAGUGUCCGGGCGGGAUGGUCGAGGGCUGGCGUGCACCUCUCCGGGAUGGGCGCUGCUGGGCCUUUUCCUGCUGCUGGGCUCUGCGGCCCAGCCUGGCGCCGCCACCACCCACUGGGUGGUCACCGAGGAUGGCAAGAUCCAGCAGCAGGUCGACUCGCCAAUGAACCUGAAACAUCCUCACGAUUUAGUAAUACUAAUGAGACAAGAAACAACUGUUAACUACCUCAAAGAGUUGGAGAAACAAUUGGUUGCUCAGAAGAUCCAUAUAGAGGAGAAUGAAGACAGAGACACAGGGCUGGAACAAAGACAUAAUAAGGAAGAUCCGGAUUGCAUUAAAGCAAAGGUGCCUUUGGGGGACUUGGAUCUCUAUGAUGGCACUUACAUCACCUUGGAGAGCAAAGAGAUCAGCCCUGAGGACUACAUAGACACAAAGUCUCCUUUACCUCCAGACUUAGAAGAGCCAGAAUGCACAAAAAUUCUAGAUCUUCCAUAUAGCAUUCAUGCAUUCCAGCACUUACGGGGUAUUCAAGAAAGAGUUAAUCUUUCUGCACCCUUGUUACCAAAAGAAGAUCCUAUAUUGACCUACUUAUCAAGACGGUUAGGAAGAAGCAUAGACGAGAUAGGCCAUCGCAUUUAUGAAGGUCUCAUGAAGAAUUCUUCUUCUUGGGUAUUAUAUAAUAUGGCUUCCUUCUACUGGCGAAUAAAGAAUGAGCCAUACCAAGUAGUGGAGUGUGCCAUGCGGGCUCUCCAUUUUUCUACAAGGCACAAUAAAGAUGUUGCACUGAUAAACCUGGCAAAUGUGCUACACAGGGCACACUUCUCGGCUGAUGCAGCCAUUGUGGUCCAUGCAGCUCUGGAUUACAGUGACGUCUUCACCAGCUAUUAUACUUUAGGAAACAUAUAUGCAAUGCUUGGGGAAUACAACCACUCAGUACUAUGUUAUGAUCAUGCUUUACAGGCAAAACCAGGGUUUGAACAAGCAAUUAAAAGGAAGCAUGCUGUCCUAUGUCAGCAAAAGCUUGAGCAGAAACUGGAGGCUCAGCACAGAUCACUUCAGCGAACAUUAAAUGAACUGAAGGAAUAUCAGAAGCAGCAUGACCAUUACUUAAGGCAGCAAGAGAUCUUAGAGAAGCACAAGCUGAUUCAGGAAGAGCAGAUCCUGAGGAACAUUAUCCAUGAAACACAGAUGGCGAAAGAGGCACAACUAGGAAACCAUCAGAUUUGUCGCCUGGGCAACCAGCAGCACAGUUUGCAUUGCCAGUGGGACCAACCUGUCCGUUAUCACCGUGGUGACAUGUUUGAAAAUGUUGAAUAUGUUGAGUUUGGCAGUGAUUCUUCCACUUCCAGUAUGACAUCCAUGAAUUCUGAACUUCAUGCCAACCACACUGACUUUGGCCAUUCCUUGGAGUCUUCCCCUUUGGUCCAUUCUGUCUUCUCAUUAUGGGGCCUGGAAUCUGAUGCUUACAGGGAGAAGCAGAAUAUUUUGUGGCCUAAAAGAUCAGAGUGUGUAAAAACCUACCCAGCUAUCCCCUCCCCAGGAGAACUACCAACUUAUUUCCUGCAUCCAGAAAGCAGGGGGCAAAGAAUCCAUUCAAUACUUAGCAGUCCAGGGGAUGACGAUGCACAAACAGAGAUCUAUGAGCCAGAUUGUUCUUCCAUUACUGAUGCCCAUAACAGCGACUCUUUGCACUUUUUGAUCAAAGAACUAGACAGUCAUCUGGAUCUGAGAGUAAAGAUGCCAGAUGAUCAUGCCAAACAAAUAUUAUACUCUCGUGUCAACAAUCAAUCAGUUACGCAGCAGCAAAUAGGAUCAUUCAUCUAUCAUGCCAUUGUAAAGGCAAGGGAUCCCUUAUGGUUGGUUCUCAAUGAGGCUGGCCUUUACUGGCGUGCAUUUGGAAAUGGCACCUUUGCCUUCACUUGCUUACAAAAGGCCUUUAACUUGACCCCACAUGAAUUCCAGGAUAUUCCUUUAGUCAAUCUAGCCAACCUUCUAAUUCAUUAUGGUCUUCAUCUGGAUGCCAGCAAACUUCUCCGAAAAGCUUUAGCCAUCAAUGGCUCUGAGCCUCUGACCUUCUUGAGCUUAGGAAAUGCCUGCUUGGCUCUGAAGAACGUCAGUGGGGCAUUGCAGGCUUUCAGGCAUGCCCUGGAUAUUGCGACAAAGUGUCUGGAGUGUGAGAGGAGCCUGAAGCUGAUCCGCUGUUUGCAGUUCUAUCCGUUUCUGUACAACAUCACCUCUUCUGCCUGCAGUGGCCACUGUCACGGGAAGAGCCAAGGCAACAGCCAUACCAAGCAGAAGUACCUUGACAAGCCCGAUUCUGAGAUCAUAUCCAUGGAAGAAAAUCUUGCGGCAGUGACUGAAGAUGAUUCUACAGAUCUUCUUCACAGUUCCACAACAGAGUCAUCCUCUUUGACUUUAGAAAGCACCGUCAUUGCCGAAAGCAAUGGUUCAGAAGAAGUGGAGAGUUUGGGAGAUGCUCAGAUGUCCGAAGAAAUGUUGGCAUUGGUUGACGAGUUUGAAAAUUCGUGGCCUCUUGAAGCUUUUGAGGGGGCACUGGAAGUAAAAGGCCAUCGGAUGGACUUACAAGGGAUCCGUGUCCUCAAGAAAGGUUCUCAGGACGGACUUCCCAGCUCUUGUUUUGGAGAUUGUGGAGAUGAUGACGAUGAUGAAACUGAAUGGAUAACAUUCCAAGUGAAACGUGUAAAGAAACCCAAAACAGAAAACCUAGAUCCGCAAGAGCCAGCAGGAAGAAAUGGAGAGGAGGGAGUAAAUGGAGAAAAUGAUAACCUUUACCAAAUGGCAUUGGAGAUCAGUGGGCCAAAAAUACCCUCCCCAGGACCACCAGGGAAAAGGCGAGACUACCGCAGCUUGGGUUGGCCAAGUCCUGAUGAGUGCAUAAAACUUCGCAGAGUAGAACUUACCACAGUAGCCAGCACAUGGCUUGCUGUUUCUGCUAAAAAUAUCGAUAUUACGGAACACAUAGAUUUUGCAACCCAGCUGCAAGAACCUGCCGUGGAACCUCUCUGCAGUGCCAACUUACCUGCCAGCAUGCAUACUUUGGAUCACCUUCAAGGUGUUGCCAAUCGGGCUAGUCUUCAUUACAUGGGAGAGAGUCAGCUGAAAGAGGUGUUGCAGAAUCUUGGGAAAGACCAUUAUCCACCACAGUCUUUAGAACAAGUUGGGACUCGAAUAGCCAAAGUUCUAGAAAAGAAUCAAACCUCUUGGGUCCUCUCCAGCAUGGCAGCCCUUUACUGGAGGGUAAAAGGUCAAGGGAAAAAAGCAAUUGACUGCCUCCGGCAAGCUCUGCAUCAUACGCCCUAUCAUAUGAAGGAUGUGCCACUCAUAAGCCUAGCAAACAUCUUUCACAAUGCAAAGCUUUGGAAUGAUGCCAUCAUUGUGGCUACAAUGGCAGUAGAAAUUGCCCCACACUUUGUUGUCAAUCAUUUCACGUUGGCUAAUGUCUAUGUAGCAAUGGAGGAGUUUGAGAAAGCCAUGAGAUGGUAUGAAUCAACAUUGAAACUCCAACCCGAGUUUGCACCAGCGAAGAAUCGGAUCCGUGCCAUUCAGUGUCAUUUACUCAUGAAAAAAGAAAGACAUUCUCCUUAAAGAUCACAAUCUUCAUUUUUUCCCUUUUGUUUUUAAAAGACAACCGAAUCAUUCUUCACUUUUAUGCUUGUAAUGAGGUGUGCUAAUAUAAAUUGGGAAACCAGGAUUUUUACUAAGAAUUGGGGGUUGUUUUUAUUGUUCAGAAACGAAAGCAUCCUUGGAAGCAUUACAGAAAAAAAACAUUUUUACUAAACAUCUGUAUGAUUAAAUAUUGAGCCCAGAAACUUUCCACAUGCCUGUUACCCAAACAUCCUUAGAUUUUUUCCGUAAAACAAAUUGGUGCCAGCAUAGAAUGUAACCUGCUUCUUGUCUAGCAUAUCUAUGAAAAUGCAAAGCACAUUAUUGCACCAGACACUCUAUGUAGGAAGAAGAUUUUUAUCCAUCCGAAACUCACAUUUUACCAUUUCUUCCAGUCCACAUUACAGCAUUGCCAGCUCAGAGAUUGUGAGAUAAGAAUGCAGGUGGCUGCAGACACAUUUUUGUACUGUUUUUAAGGGGGGGAGGAGAAACGGCAAGCACAACAUCUAGUUGUAAAAGCAUUUUUAUUUUGGUUACCUGAAGAAAAGGGAAAUAAGACAAAACAUUAUUUAAGAGAUUUUAUAUCCAUAUAUAUGUGAAACCCUCUGCAGCCCUUAGCCUGUCUUUACUAAUUAUUUGUUUUACCCAGCUGAGUGUAAGAUGCAAAUGUUAAAGGCAUUUGUCCACAUGCU
This is a messenger RNA of Zootoca vivipara (common lizard), 4406 nucleotides long. It is a transcript of the gene TTC17, whose product is annotated as tetratricopeptide repeat domain 17. Gene Ontology annotation, molecular function: protein binding. Lineage: Eukaryota; Metazoa; Chordata; Lepidosauria; Squamata; Lacertidae. Gene Ontology annotation, cellular component: actin cytoskeleton; cytoplasm. The record is from RefSeq and is a predicted model, not a curated record. Gene Ontology annotation, biological process: cilium organization; actin filament polymerization.